UUUUACAAUUUUAUUAAAUGGCCUUGCAGACCAUCGCCCAUUCGAAGAUAACAUAUUGCAAGCACGUAAAAUGAUCGACAAUAUGCAAGAUUUAACAAAAGCCAAACCAGUAGAAUUAAAUGUCAUUCAUGUGAAUUGCCUUUUAAAGCUUUGUUCGCGACUUAACAAUUUUGAAGCGCUGCAAGAAAAUUUCAACGAUAUGAUGAGAAUAGGUAAUUGGGCUCCUAAUAAAGAAACGUUUACCAUUAUUUUUAAUUCUUGUGCAAGAAAUGGUGAAAAAGGGUAUCUUAUGGCUAUCCAGUUAUGGAAUCAAUUAAAUUCCUUAAUUUCUAAACAAAAGAAACAACAAUCACAAGUUAGAGAGCCUGAUGGAUAUGGUGCGGAUUUUGCACCUGACUCUGGAUAUGAGAUUGAAAUGGAUGAUGAACUUGUGAGAUCAAUGCUUUUGGUAUGCAACAAAACUAAGAAUUACGACAAAGGAUUUGAAAUAUUACAGAGCGUUUAUGGAUUUUCAAUAUCAUCCGAAUUGUCGAAAAAAAAGGCAUCAUCGAUAUUAUCGAAUAAACAUUUAAUUUCACCAAAAUCUGUUGAUAUAAUGUUAAAUCUUUGCAUAGGCGCACGUCAAUACGAGAAAGGCAUAAUGUUAUUUAAUGAAACAUUAAAUCAAUUUCCAGAUAUAACGCUUGAUAUUCAUAAUUUUAACAAAUUAAUAAUUUGUUAUAACCAGUUAGGAAAAUUUACAAAAUCAAUAGAUACAUUCCAUCUAAUUCGUGAUCGAGACUUGGAGCCAACAUUAGAAACAUAUGAUUUGUUAUUAACUGCAUGCCGUAUAACAGAAGAUUGGGUAGCUGGGAAAGAAUUUUUCGAAUUAAUAAUAAAACAGAAAAAAGAGAUUAGUUUAGAUUCGCAUUUAUUAAAUAUGAUAUUAGAAUCGUCCAUGUUAAAUCGCAAAUCUGAGGGUUCUCUGGAAAAGAUUCGUUGGACAUUAGAACAAAUUGAAUCUCUCGGGCCGCGUUAUCCUGAAAAAAUAAGAAAUCUUUCAAAAACCAAUAAGCCUAAUGCUAGUAAAUUUGGGAACGCAUCUAUACCGUUAUAUAAUAUUUAUGAUAUUAGAUAUUUAAAAAGGAUUAUUCUAGCUUACGAAACAGUACUGGAUCCGAAAUUUAUCAAUAACAUUGAUGAAAAACAAAAAUCACAAUGGAAAGAAAAUUUAGAAUUUUAUAAAACAGUUUUGGCUGAGCAUGAAGGCCGUAAUCAAAAAAAUGAUGAAAGCAUUCCACCAGAACGACGGUAUGAUAUGAGAUCAGCAUGGAGGUAUAUAGAUCAAUUUAAAGGUAGAAGGAUUGAUAAAAAAUAUGCGAGAACAUUUGAUGAUGAUGUAAGAUCAAAGAACCAAUUUGAUCCUGAUAAUAUAAACAAAUUAACAAAUAAAAAUUAA
Dentiscutata heterogama is the source of this 1438-nucleotide messenger RNA. The record is from the annotation of a GenBank genome assembly. Lineage: Eukaryota; Fungi; Glomeromycota; Glomeromycetes; Diversisporales; Gigasporaceae.